This is a messenger RNA of Erigeron canadensis, 2394 nucleotides long. RefSeq lists its product as uncharacterized. Lineage: Eukaryota; Viridiplantae; Streptophyta; Magnoliopsida; Asterales; Asteraceae. Bases 4 to 2013 code for a protein of 669 amino acids. The record is from RefSeq and is a predicted model, not a curated record. The transcript has 9 exons.
GGAAUGGUAGGUGUCAUUUCUGAGGAUUGUGGUAGUCAGUUUGUUGGAACUCUUGUAUGUGUGUUUGUUGGAUUGAUGGGUAGGAUUCCCAUUGUUAAGAAGAGUAGUCGUAUAGCUGUUGAUCAAGGCAAAAGAAUGCUCUUAUCGCCUUUCUUUGAUAAAAAGGUCGCGGGUACUCAUAGACCGUCUCCAUGUAUUGCCUCAGCUCGAGGCGAUGCAUCAGUUGGCGUUCAGUCUGGGUUUCUCUGCCCUACUCUUACUCGGGAUAGAAAGUUGAUUGGGUGUGAACAGAUAACUCUCAUUCAGGAGGUUAGCAAGUCAGUUGUGUUCAAGAAACUACAUGCCAGCUCAAAGUUCUUUUCCGGUUCAUCAUCAUCAUCAUCAUCAUCAUCAUCAUCAUCAUCAUCAUCAUCGUCGUCGUCUGAUGAUGAUUCUUCCUAUCAUCAUCUUCGACAGCAUGAUCUUUGUUCUACGCUUGCUAGCACAACUUUCUACGUGCUUGAUGGGAUGAUCAUGAAACCAAUUCGAAAUGAAGAUACUAAUGAGCUUGAGGAAAUGACCACAACAGCAGCCGGUUGUCAUGGAGCUGCUAACAAUCUUGAGAGUAAAGAUAUUGUCGAGAAAGGAAGUCAAAUUUCGGUUUUGAGCAAGGGGUACAGAUACCAGGAUGUUUGUUCUACGCUUUCUAGCACAAUUCUUUGUGUGCUAGAUGGGAUGAUCAUGAAACCAAUUCGAAAUGAAGAUACUAACGAGCUUGAGGAAAUGACCACAACAGCAUCCGGUUGUCAUGGAGCUGCUAACAAUUUUGAGAGUACAGAUGUUGUCGAGAAAGGAAGUCAAAUUUCGAUUUUGAGCAAGGGGCACGUACAUCAGAUGAUUUCGCUAUUUGAGAGUAAACGAUCAAAUAUCGUUUUUGAGAAAGAAAGUGAAAAAUCUUUUUUCAGCAAGGGGCAAAAUUAUAUGGUGUGUAUGAACCCUCUAUUUCAGAAUGAACAAUCCAGUCUCGUUUUUGAGAGCAAUAGCAAGUCGGGGCCUAUUGGUAGUGAGAAUUCAACAAAUAUUGGUUUGAGGUGUAAACAAGAUAAAAAGGUUGUGGGUAUUCAUAGAGCGUCUCCGUAUAUUGCCCCAGCUCGAGGUGAUACAUCAUUUAUUGUUCAAUCAGGGUUUCUCCAACCUACUCUUACUCAGGAUGGGAAGUUGGUUGGAUGUGAGAAUCGACAGGGUAAAGAUAAGCGAUUAACUUCUGUCAAGGAGCGUACAAGGAAAUCGCACAAAGUUGACUUGACUAGGAAACAGGAAAUAAAUGCUGUGAACAUUCAUAGGAUUGUUCCUAAGGGUGGCAAGCCGAUUGAGUCUCAGAAAAGCAAGGGACAGAAAAAACAGUUAAAUUCUGUUAUGGAGCGUAGAACCAUAACUGGAUUGGUGCGGAAACAGCAUAAACAAGUAGUGGGUACCCAAAGAACCAUUACUGGUGUUGUCCCAGCUCAAGGACAUAUACCUGUUGUUCGAUCAGGGUUUGAACGACCAACUCUCAUUCAGAAAUAUAGCAGGUCGAUUGGGUCUGAGAAACUCCAGGGAUCAGAGAAACUAUUAAGUUCUGUUGCAGAGAGUAAAAAGAAGCCAGGGAUCAUCAACUCAAGCAGGAAAAAUCAUAUAAACGUUGUGAGUACGCGUAAAGGUCGUGUUGAUGAGAGGUCUUUUCAGUCAGUAUCCAAAACAAAACCAGGAAACAUCGAUCCAAGCAGGAAGAAUUUGAUGAAGGUUGUGAGUACGCGUAAAGAUUUGGUUGAUGAGAGGUUUCUUCAGUCGGUAUCCAGAAAGAAAGAAGGAAACAUUGACCCAAGCAGAAAAAGUGAUAUAAAGGUUGUCAGUACGCUUAAAGGUUUUGUUGAUGGGAGGUCUCUUCAGUCUGAAUCCAAACAGAAGAACGUUAAAACUGUUCCUCAGGUACCAUCUUAUAAAGGUGGCAAAAUCAGUUCUACCUCUGAGCUCAAACCUCAGUGGAAAUUCUAGAGUAAGACGGUGACCAUGAGCUACAAGUAAAGCCAUACAAUCUAUACAGCCAGGGAUGUUUCAGUACAUAAUUUUUUUUUAUAUUAAAUAGAUACUUGCUACUUUCUAGAAACUUACUUUUGUUCUUGUGUAUGUAGGUUAUGAAGAGUGCACACAACUCAACAAGUUAUCUCCAGUUUUUAAACAUGAGGCCAACUUUAAAUAUAGGUAAGCAGUUGCAAGGGUAAAGGUAUGUGAAAAUCGAAAAGACCAUUAAACACUGACUGCAUUGUUUUUAACGCAUGAAUUACGAUGGUAAAGGUAUGUCAAAACAGACUUCCACAUGUCCACACACCAUGAACCGCCCACUCCCCCCCUCCGAAAACUCCCACCCAUCAUAAC